This is a messenger RNA of Daphnia magna, 555 nucleotides long. RefSeq names its product DNA polymerase theta-like. Gene Ontology annotation, molecular function: DNA-directed DNA polymerase activity; DNA binding. Bases 137 to 517 code for a protein of 126 amino acids. Gene Ontology annotation, biological process: DNA-templated DNA replication; double-strand break repair via alternative nonhomologous end joining. The transcript has 4 exons. The record is from RefSeq and is a predicted model, not a curated record. Lineage: Eukaryota; Metazoa; Arthropoda; Branchiopoda; Diplostraca; Daphniidae.
UACAAUAGAAACGGAAACGGUUGCACUCACGGAUCGUGACUGGAACAUGUAUACCAAUCCCGCCAUAAGACCUAGAAGUUACUCUUCGGUUGCCACCAGGUGGCAUAUGAGUAGCAUAUUUCUAUGAAAUCUUUUGAUGGCUGUCUGCUGUCUGCUUAACUGGGCAUUGAUGUUGGAACUUCGAAUAUUGGCGCAUUUGAGCGAAGACGCAGGUCUUUGUUCUGUUCUUAGCCAACCCGAUGGCGAUGUUUUCCGCGGCAUUGUAUCGGUUUGGAAAAAGAAAAAGCAAGAAGAAGUCAGAGACGAUGAAAGGCAAAAAGCGAAACAAAUCUGCUACGGGAUUGUUUACGGCAUGGGAUGUAAAUGUUUAGCCGAACAGUUGGAAGUCGGGGAAGAAGAGGCUCAACUCUUUGUUAACACUUUCCACGCAACGUAUCCUAGUAUACAAAGCUUUAUAACAAACACAGGUCAACCGAUGUGGAAAAAAAUUCAGGAGGAAAAUGAAUUGAGCUGCUGACAUUGGCCUAUUCUGGAAUACAUCAGUUUGCAUCAUAA